This is a messenger RNA of Hibiscus syriacus, 480 nucleotides long. RefSeq names its product codeine O-demethylase-like. The record is from RefSeq and is a predicted model, not a curated record. The transcript is spliced from 2 exons. Lineage: Eukaryota; Viridiplantae; Streptophyta; Magnoliopsida; Malvales; Malvaceae. Bases 1 to 480 code for a protein of 159 amino acids.
AUGGCGGAUAUCCUGUAUAAGGCCAUGGCAAAAUCACUUGACAUAGAAGAGAAUAGCUUCUCGGGUCAGCUUGGAGACAACCCGGCAACGCAUGUGAGGUUCAACUUCUAUCCACCUUGUUCGAAACGGGACAAAGUUCUCGGUCUCAAACCUCAUUCAGAUAGAUCCAAUGUGACAGUCAUACUGCAAGAUGAAGAAGUCGAAGGCCUUCAAAUUGUCAAAGAUGAGAAAUGGAUCACUGUUCCUGCAAUCCCCCAUGCUCUUGUUGUUAGCCUUGGUGCCCAAAUGCAGAUAAUGAGUAUCGGGAUAUUCAAGAGCCCACUGCACAGGGUGGUGACGAACACAGACAAGCUGAGGAUAUCAGUGGCCGUGUUUAAUGAGGCAGUGCCGGAGAAGGAGAUAGGACCUGUAGAAGCCUUGAUAGACGACAAGAGGCCAAGGUUAUGCAGAAAUGUGAAAAACUAUGCUUUUUUAAACUGA